AUGCGCUGUAUUUUUGCAGCAGGUGUAUAUGCUGGAUCCUGCAUAUGCUUUCUCUUUCCCGACUAUGCUUUCGUUGCUGCAUAUUACGUGCGUCCGGAAUUUCGCGGCCGUGGAAUUGGUUCACAGCUCUUUAAUUUGGUGGUUAACAAUAAAGUGAAAGAGGGAAAUGUUGGUUUGUAUGCAGAACCAUCAAUGGCCCCCGUUUAUGAGGAAAAACUUGGUUUCAACAAGAAAGCGUCUUGGACGGCACAGAAAGUGCAAGUCACAAACAUCGACUUUUCUAAGCUUUCAGGCUUGGCGUACAAUUUUUUGAUCAAAGAUAUCAGUGAGAUUAGUUUGCAGCAGUUGAUCGAGUAUGAUUCCAAAUUUGCUGGAGCCAACAGAGAAUCGUUCAUCCGAUCCUGGGUUUAUGAACGCCCGGAUGCAGCAUCUAAGGUGGUCAUAAAUUCAGAUAAUGAAAUUGUCGGCUAUGGAUCAGCGCACUUGUUUUCAAUAUGGGAUAGUCCAGGGUUUUCUCCAAUAUACGGCGACAGCGAGCUCGUUUUCCUGGCUCUAUUUGGUGCCUUAGUCGAGCAUUUCAAAGAACAAAUCCAACGGAAAAAUGUGGUCGAUUUACGCAUACCGAGUGUUCAGUUAAAAGCACUUCGAGCGGCUUUGCAGGGAUUAGCCGAUAUCAAAGAAGUUAGUUCAGCUUGCAAUUUGUCGAAUGCACUGGAUCAGCAUAGUCCUAUCUGGAUACGUUACUACCGGUCGGAAUUGGUGAUUACCGUGAUUCUAUCACUAACUGCAACAAUACCUCUGAUGUUUACAAAAGUUGUGCCAGAACACGAUGUCAACAGAAUUUUCAGUGUUUCCGAUUUGAAUAUGUUCAUUUAG
Messenger RNA from Gongylonema pulchrum, 876 nucleotides. The record is from the annotation of a GenBank genome assembly. NCBI's taxonomy places the organism in Eukaryota, Metazoa, Nematoda, Chromadorea, Rhabditida, Gongylonematidae.